This is a messenger RNA of Punica granatum (pomegranate), 369 nucleotides long. NCBI's taxonomy places the organism in Eukaryota, Viridiplantae, Streptophyta, Magnoliopsida, Myrtales, Lythraceae. The record is from RefSeq and is a predicted model, not a curated record.
AUGGUCACAGCAAUAAUGCACCGGAUCCCCAGCCUUGACAAACCUGGGCCUGGUGGGUCAGGCCUGCCUCGUGAGGAGGACAACUGUGGGGUCAGAGUGAUCGCCGGGGACAAUACUGGAGCCGUCCUACAGCCCCAGAUGGAUCACGAGAAGUCGGGCCACAGCCUGCAUGGACCGGUGGAGGCCGGGGAUAAAGAGGAUGGAGGUCCAAUAAGCACCUACAUGAACAGCAACUUCCAGUUGAUUAGUAACUCGAUCAUGAUGGGAGGGAGCCACAAGGUGCACAACCCUGGGGUCCGUAUGGAGAUCUCGGAUUUUGUCGAGCAUGGGACUGGCCACAGUAAGCAUUAUGGGCAGCAGAAGAGAUAG